Saccostrea cuccullata (small rock oyster) is the source of this 2361-nucleotide messenger RNA. RefSeq lists its product as uncharacterized. The record is from RefSeq and is a predicted model, not a curated record. The transcript has 8 exons. Lineage: Eukaryota; Metazoa; Mollusca; Bivalvia; Ostreida; Ostreidae. The coding region runs from base 520 to 1419 and encodes 299 amino acids.
AUAGCAGCUUAUUUACUGGAAUUGAUAAAACGAAAGUUGUAAAGGUAGUGUUAUUUUAUUUUUUGACACUGUAAGAAACAGUUGAUGACAAUGGAUGAGAAAAGGGAUCUUAUACGUAUGUGUAAAAUCUCUGCUGGAUUUUUCGUGAAAAAAGGAAAUUUAAAACAAAAUGGAAUUGAUAUACAUUCAUGUGGUAUUAAAAGUUAUAUUGAAUGUGCAUUGUGCUUUGGGAUGCCUUAGUUUUUUUUUUUUAACACUUCAUCUGAUAUCUAAAACGAAAUAACUUGUAAGGCCAUAUCCUGGAUUGUCGACAUAAAUUUCAUGUCUCUACAGGACCAGAAAUUAAAGUAUAAUGAUUAUUUUGUAUUCGAUUGGGAAUAACCUGUGUAUACUGUAUGACUUUUUAUUAUCAACUGCAAGACAUAAUUUUCCACUCAAUGGUACAGUGUAUGGAAAACCUUCAAUCAAGAAUUUGUUAUUUAUGGAUUGUUAGCAGUCUCGGUGUUGAGGAAAAAAUGGAUGCCAUUUCUAUUUUUGCGAAUUUUGGUUUCUGGAGAGAGCUGUGGAUUCCCUGAAGCUUCGGAGGAAAUUGUUAAUUCUUGCCCCAAGAAUAUUGCAGAAUGGAGAAAACAAUCCCUUCUAAAGAACUGUACUUACUUGACCACACAACAUAACUGUUCUGAACCAAAGCCUUACGUGUAUCAUUGUCUCUUAAACCAUUUUCGUAAUACCACGGUGGAAGUAUGUGCUCAAGAAAGUAGAAUUUUUUCUGGACACUGUGCUGAAUACAACUUCCUUGGAAAAAUAAUCCAAACGAAUCAUGAAGCAAAGUGUAAGCAAUGCCCAAAGAUAUAUAAUUCAGGCGAUGUUUACAAAUAUCAAGAAUGUUACAACUUUACCAGACAGCAGAGUGAUGAAACAACUGAAUCAGGAAACAGCAAAUGGAAUAUUACAGCCAACAAUACAAAAAUGAAUUUUCAAGAUGCAUCACAUCCUCAAGACAAAUCCACCAAUGCAGCAACGAUUUUUGUGAUUAUCCUUGGUGUUUUGUUAGCCUUUUUUGUAUUUUUGAGCUUGGCCUUUCUCAUUUGGAAAAGAAAAAAGAGACAGAAAAGGAGAUCACAAGAACUCAAUCCUGAUUUACCUAAUACAUCAGACCCAGGAUGUGAUAUUGAACUUAUUCCAAAAGAUGAUGGAUCCUCUAACUCAAGAGAGGAGAAUUUGGAUGACAGCAAAUCAUGUAAACAAACUCGCUGCGUCUUAGAAGAUUCUGUGAUGAAAUGUGUUAAAUGCUGUGUUUCUUUCGAGACGAGAGAUGACAAUAAAUUCCGUGAGGAAAAUAAUGAUGAAGAUGAUAUAAUACACAAAAAACAGUAUCUUAAGCCAAUGUAUACAAUAUCGGCAUCUGAAAUCAAUUGAAUUUUAUGGAAGUUAUCUGGUUUUCCUUGAAUUAGUGUCUAAGAGGAACGUAGGAACGUCACGCCUGGAAUGACAAAGAAAAUUUAUUUGUGUGAUAAGUCUCACCGAAAACCAUCAUUUGUGAUUAUUUAGUUUUAUAAUAAUUCAAAAGGAAAAAAAAGUGAUGUGCGAUCUGACUGCUAGGUUGAUUAAUCUUUUUAUAGCUUUUCUCCUUUUCCAGAAUCUUUCACUUAUUUUGUUACAUGUAAACGCCAAGGUCGUGCGAGAAUGAGUAUUGAACUCAAGUCCGCUAAAUACAAGUUAUUUUCACAAGUGCGGAAAAUAACAAAAUCCUAUCUCACGAUUGAAAUAAAUUCCUCAUUCAAUUACAAAGUAUUGGUUUUUAAAAUACCUAGUAGACAAGUGUAUAAGCCCUGAAAUACAAGUUUUGGCAUAGGCCUGACAGAAUCUAGGAAGUAUAUAUAAUAUAAGGCUGUUUCGCCCUCAGGGGUGAGAUAUCUCUGUUUCAACCCGUUGUCAAGAAGUCAAUUUGCACUCUUAUUUCUAAAAAUUAUUUCUACUAAUUUCAUAAUAUUUAAUUCCUUUUCUCAGUCACAAAUUCUUUAUGAAAUGCAAGGAGAAAAUAAAACAUUUUUUACAAUUCUCUGUGGUUCUUAUGUUAUCAGUUCAUUAUCAGCUGCUUUGAUGAAUUAUAUAAGGAGAUCCGCCAUUCUCUCGUUUGGCAUCACAUGUCAAGGUAUAUACAAGUAAAUGUGGAUGGACCAAGACUUUCUAGCUAUAAACUUUAUAAAACUUUAAAAGCUCGGAUAGAGUCGGACUCUCUACAUAAAGAACACCCACUCAUACAAGUAACUGUGGCGUCACAAAAGGAAUGAGGUAACAAUGCCCUGAGCGUUGAUCUACUGUACAUUUAUAACAUAAAUGUUUUAUAUUUCAAGCAUA